Messenger RNA from Myotis brandtii (Brandt's bat), 2223 nucleotides. RefSeq names its product zinc finger protein 658B-like. Lineage: Eukaryota; Metazoa; Chordata; Mammalia; Chiroptera; Vespertilionidae. The record is from RefSeq and is a predicted model, not a curated record. Bases 179 to 1789 code for a protein of 536 amino acids. Gene Ontology annotation, biological process: regulation of transcription by RNA polymerase II. Gene Ontology annotation, molecular function: DNA-binding transcription factor activity; RNA polymerase II cis-regulatory region sequence-specific DNA binding. The transcript has 2 exons.
ACUGGGAGUAAUUCUGUUUUUUUAAACAACUUGGAUGAGCAGAGAGAAAGAGUGUGUGUCUUGUGUUUCUGUCUGUGCGCAUGAAUUAUUAAUCUUUGAAAACAUGACUAGAAACAAUACAAAGCAUAACAAAACAUGAUUAUAAGCUCCUCAUAAUAAGAAAUGUAAAAUUCAUAAGAUGUUUUCAAUGUUUCUAAUUUUAGGAUAUUACAAAGUUGAUGUCCACAUUGAGGAGAACCAGGAAAAACAAGAGAAACCUCUUUGGCAAGUAAUAUUCAUUGAUAAUAAACCACGGAGUAAAGAAAAGCAGAUAAUUUUAGAUAACACAACUCUAUUUAACCACAGAACUGUUUCAAAGGAGAAAUGCUUUGAUCUUAAUGAUUGUGGGAGAUCCUGUGACAAAGCCACUAUUGUGGAAUAUGAUGAAGUUCAGAUGACUGUGACACACUAUGAAUGUAAUGAAAGUGGAAAUAAUUUCAACAGGAAUUUACUCCUCAUUCAACCUCAGAGAACUGUUACAAGACAUGGUGCUUUUGAAAGCAGUAAAUGUGAAGAAAACUUGACCCAAAGCUCAGCCCAUCUGGUACAUCAGAAGACACAAACUGGAGAUAAGGUCUGUGUUUUUAAUGGAUGUACAAGUGCUUCCUACCAGGACUUAAACCUUACAAUACAUCAGAGAACUCAGACAGAAGAGAAAUUCUACCAAUGUGGUAAACGUGGGGAAUCCUUGCAUCAAAACUCACUUUUCAGUGUACAUCAGGAAAAUGACAUAGGAGAGAAGGCAUUUGAAAGUAAUGAAUGCAGGAAGUUCUUUUACCAGAAAGCACACCUCAUUCAGCAACAGAGGACCCACUCAGAGGAGAAGACUUGUGAAUGUGAGGAGUGUGGGAAAUUCUUCUGUUCAAAUUCACACACUAGUCAUUAUCCUGGAACUCAUAUGGGGGCCUGUCUCUAUGAAUAUAAUGAAUGUGAGAAAACUUCCUGUCAGAUGUCAAACCUCAGUGAACAUCUGACAGUUCACACAAAAGAGAAACCUUAUAACAGUGAAUGUGGGGAAUCUUACAAGAAGUGCGCCCUCUUAGUACAUCAGAGAACACACACAGAGGCUGAACUCUAUCAAAGUAAUGAAUAUGGGAAAUCAUUCUCCAGGAUGGCACAGCUCAAAGAACAUCAGAGAAUUCACACAGGGGAGAAACCGAAUGAAUGUAUUGAAUGUGGGAAAACUUUCUCUAAGACAUCACAUCUCAGAGCACAUAAGAGAACUCACACAGGCAAAAAGCCCCAUGAAUGUAUUGCAUGUGGGAAAACUUUCUCUAACAAGACACACCUCAGUGCACAUCAGAGAAUUCAUACAGGGGAGAAACCCUAUGAAUGUAAUGCAUGUGGGAAAACUUUUCCCCAGAGGACACACCUCGGUACUCAUCAGAGAAUUCACACAGGUGAGAAACUGUAUGAAUGUAGUGAUUGUGGGAGGUCUUUUGCCCAUAAUUCAACCCUUAGAACACAUCAGAGAAUCCACACAGGGGAGAAACCCUAUGAAUGUAAUGCAUGUGGGAAAACUUUCUCUAAGACAUCACAUCUCAGUACACAUCAGAGAAUUCACACAGGGGAGAAACCCUAUGAAUGUAAUGCAUGUGGGAAAACUUUCUUCAAGACAUCACACCUCAGUGCACAUCAGAGAAUUCACACAGGGGAGAAACCCUAUGAAUGCAUUGCAUGUGGGAAAAGUUUCACUCAUAAUUCAGCCCUCCGAGUACAUCAAAGAAUGCACACGGGAGAAACCACAUGAAUGUAAUGAAUGUGGGAAAACUUUCGCUCGUAAGGCAGUUCUUCGAGUACAUUAUAACAGAAGGCACACCAGAGAGAAAAACCUUCCAUGUAGUGAAUUUGGAAAGUUCUGAAGAAACUGAUUAUUAAAACACACAGUGGAGAAGGCCAUGUCACACAGACUGCAAAUUGUUUCCUUUAACUAUUUCCUCUUCUAAUAGGCACAAGCAUGUCUAAAUUUCCCAAUCUGCCUUUCAUCCAGGUGGGGCUGGCCAUGGGUUAUUAUGCUGUUACAUAUCAGCUAAGUUUAGCCUUAAAAAUUGCAUUCUUCCUGUUCUGUUAUUCAUACUGGAAUGGAGAAAUUUGCAAGGCAGACUUGUGUGCUGUAUAUUGAGCAUAGAGCACAAGGUAGUGAUGAAACAAUUUUCCACUAACAAAUCUUCGCGGUUUUUUUUU